Molecule: messenger RNA, 342 nt
Organism: Zasmidium cellare ATCC 36951
Lineage: Eukaryota; Fungi; Ascomycota; Dothideomycetes; Mycosphaerellales; Mycosphaerellaceae
Exons: 2
Coding region: 1-342 (113 amino acids)
Source: RefSeq, a predicted model, not a curated record
AUGGACGAUACCUUCACGCUGUAUGAUCUGAAGGUCGAGGUCGUUUGUCCACCGGGGAAGAAAAUAUAUUGCGGGGCCAAGGAGGGAGAUCACUUCAUCUUGAGAGGGGAAAUGCUUCACUUGCCAAAUGACCAAGGAUUUAGCAUAUACAGUCUGGCUGCGGUGCUUCCGCUGCUGGCAGCAAAACAACGCGUAUCCCAUGCGAACGACUGGAUGUCAUCCGACGCACUGGUCGCUUGCCCCGAUCCCAAUUGCGCGUCUCAAUUGAGGAUCACCCGAAUUGGAAGACGGCAGUUCAGUCACGCCGAGACGACAGCAGUGCCUUUGCCUGGCAGUGGAUGA